UCAAUCAACAACUCUCUCUCUCUCUCUCUCUCUCUCCCCCCUCUGUGUCCGUCUCUCUUCUUCUUCCUCCCGUUAAACUCCUUCAAUCCCUUUCCCAAUUUCACAAAGCACCAUGGCUGAAUCGCUGAAGCUACUGGAUUACGUGCCGUGCACGUGCUCGUGAGGGAGGCAUCAGAAUAUCUCCUGUGUCUCUGCUUGCAUUGACUGGGGCCUUCUUCAACCCAUUGUCGCGGUUGGUGAUCUGGUCAGGUAGGGUUAGUUCUUGAGAGAGAAGCUUUCUAGCUGUUGGGUUUGUGUAAUUAAGUUCAAAGCUGAAGUGGGUUUUCUGGGAUUAAGGUGUACGGUGAGAGAUGUUGAGAUCUGGGAAGGUAAGGGGUGAGAGGGAUAAGCAAAUUGUUGUUCAGAAGAAAGGGGAUGAGUUGAAGCAGGGAGGUUCGGAUUCCGGCGGGGAGAAAACCCGGCAUUUGGUUUCGGGUGGGGCGGGGGAAUCUGAGAAAGAAUUGGUGGGGGAAGGUGGAGAAGAUGGUGAUGUGGGUGGGAAUGAAAAUGGUGGAGCAACUGAGAGUGGGAAGAAGAGGUGUGUUGGUAACGGUGAAGAAAUUGGUGAUGAUAAAAAGAGAGUGAAGGAAAAAGAGGCAGAUGGUGAAGUGCGAAUUUUUGGGCGGGUUUUGAAAUCACAGUCAGCGGCGAAUGGAGGGGGUGAUAAGGAGGUGAAUGAUGGGGAACUGGUUGCGGAAAAUAGAGAAAAUGACGGGACUCAGAAACAAUGUAGUGAGGUUAACAACAAAGGGAGGAAGGAAAUGAAGGUAGAUGGUAAAGUGCAAGCUAUUGGUUGGGUUCUGCAGUCACAGUCUGCGGUGAAUGGUGGGUAUGAUAAGGAAGUGAGUGAUGGUGGUCUGGUUGAAGAAGGUAGAGAAAACGACGGGUCUCAUAAACAACGUAGUGAGGUAAACAAUGAAUGGAGGAAGGAAAUGGAGGUGGAUGGUGCAGUGCAAGUUGUUGGUCGGGUUCUGCAGGCACAGUCAGCGGUGAAUGGAGGGUGUGAUAAGGAUGUGAGUGAUGGUGUUCUGGUUGCCGGAAUUAGAGAAAGUGAUGGGUCUGACAAGCAAUGUAGUGAGGUAAAAGAUGAAGGGGCUGAUCUGUUGGGCCAGAGUGAAAAUGUGGGAGUAGGUGAGAUUGGGAAGAAGAGGAGGCGGGGUGAUAAUGGCGAAGAAAUUGAUGAUGAUGCUCUUGAGGAAAAAAAGGUGAAGGAAGAUGAGGUGGAUGGUAAAGUGCUAACUACAGUUAGGGUUCUUCGGUCACGAGUUGUGGUGAAUGAGGGGUGUGAUAAGGCAGGGAGUGAUGGGUCUUGCAAGAAAUCUUCCAAAGGGGGUGAUCAGUUGGUUGAACGGUUUACAAAGAAGUUGAAAGGCAAGAGAGGGAGCCCACUCAAGGUUGAAAAGGAAAAAAGUGAUGGUUCAGGUGCUGGGCCACAUAAGAUGAAGAAUUUCAAACGCAAGCGUGGGAGACCUAAGAAGGUAGAAAAGGAACAAAGUGAUCUGUCAGUUGGUCAGUUGAGAAAGGAAGAAAGUGAUGGUUCGGGUGCUGGGCUACAUAAGAUGAAGAUUUUGAAACGCAAGCGUGGGAGACCUAAGAAGGUAGAAAAGGAACAGAGUGAUCUGUCAGUUGGUCAGUUGAGAAAGGAAGAAAGUGAUGGUUCGGGUGCUGGGCAACAGAAGAUGAAGAAUUUGAAACGCAAGCGUGGGAGACCUAAGAAGGUAGAAAGGGAAGAGAGUGAUCUGUCAGUUGGUUGGUUGAGAAAGGAAGAAAGUCAUGGUUCGGGUGCUGGGCUACUGAAGAUGAAGAAUUUGAAACGUAAGCGUGGGAGACCUAAGAAGGUAGAAAAGGAGGAGAGUGAUCUGUCAGUUGGUCGGUUGAGAAAGAAGUCAAAAUUGAAGCACAAGAGAUCACUUAAGGUGCAGAAGACUGAUGUGGCUUUGAAAGGAAAGCUUGCUAAGGAAGGCAAUAUGGUUUUGAGAUCGCAAGAAAGAAUCAAAUCGAGUAUGACAACUAAUGGUUCAUAUCUGGAAAGGAGGAUUAUUGGGAAAGAGUUGGAUGUGAAGGCCUUUUCUCCAGCUAAAAGGGAUAAAAAAGGAAAUGAUUUGGAGACUGAGGAUAGUGAGGAUGGGGAAGGAAGUAAUGAACGGAAACAGAAACAGAAGGGAAAUAAAGGACAGAAAAAUAAGCAGAAGAGUCGGGAUGGAGAUUGCGCCAGAAGUAGGCAAAAACAGUUGGUGAGAGAUAAGAUAGUGGAUCUAAUUAUGCGUGCAGGUUGGACCAUUCAAUAUAGGCCUAGGAAUGGCAAAGAGUACAAGGAUGCAGUGUACGUAACUCCAGCAGGACAGACUCACUGGUCGGUCACCAAGGCUUACACAACUCUUAAAGCGCAUUGUGAAAAUGGUGAAAAUAAUUCCAAGUUUUGUAAGCCUGGCUUCAAAUUUACUUUGAUACCACCAGAGGAAAUCGACAUGCUAGCAAGGAUACAAGUCGUGAAAAGGGUGGGGAAAAAGAAGGGGAAGAAGGGCAAAAAUGGAAUGGAGGGUGGAAAGAAGAAAAGGGGUGGGAAUACAGUGGAUGGAGUUACUGAAGAGAAAAAGAAAAAGAAAUUGGGUAGGCCACUCAAAGGGAAACGUUUGCUUCUUGAAAAGGAUGAUUCAGCACGUGCAGCAUGCAAGGGAAGGCGAAGUUUAUAUAAGACAAAAAAUAGAAAGCGAUGUGCUUUACUGGUUCGGAACUCUGAGAAUGCCGAUUCAGAUGAUGAUGGCCAUGUACUAUAUGACGGGAAAAGAACAGUUCUUGCCUGGAUGAUUGAUUUGGGAACCCUAUCACUUAAUUCGAAGGUGAAGUACAUGAACAGGAGAAAGACACAGGUGCUUCUUGAGGGUAACAUUACAAGAGAUGGAAUUCAUUGUGGUUGCUGUGGAGAAACAAUCUCGAUUUCGAAGUUUGUAACCCAUGCCAAAAGUGAUUACUCUGAGCCAUUUAAACAUAUAUAUCUAGACUCAGGGUCUACCCUUUUGCAAUGCCUGCUUGACUCAUGGAAUAGACAGGAUGAAUACGACCGUCGGGGAUUCCAUUUCGUGGGUGUCAACAGGGAAGACCCAAACGAUGAUACAUGUGGAAUCUGUGGAGAUGGUGGGAACUUGAUUUGUUGUGAUGGCUGUCCAUCAACAUUCCAUCAAAAUUGUUUAGAGAUAAAGAAGUUCCCCUCAGGUGAUUGGCAUUGUGUAUAUUGUUCAUGCAAAUUUUGUGGGAUGUUUGGCGGUAAUAUAUGCGAAAUCGAUGGCAAUGACAAUGAAAAUGUAGCUACAUCAGCAUUAAUUACCUGCCAUUUGUGUGAGGAAAAAUAUCACAAAUCCUGUAUUCAGGCAAAGGAUGCUGUAAAUGAUGAUUCCAAUGAUCCAUCCUUCUGCGGGAAGAAUUGUCAAGAGCUAUUUGCGAGUCUUCAGAUGCUUCUUGGAGUGAGGCAAGAAAUCGAAGAUGGAUUUUCAUUGACUCUGAUUCACCGAUCUGAUACGAGCUCAAUUUCUAUUUGUGACACACCACAGAUAGAUGAUUGUGAUUCAAAGCUAAUUGAAUGCAAUUCCAAGCUGGCUGUUGCAUUUUUACUAAUGGAUGAGUGUUUUUUGCCUAUGGUUGACCACAGAAGUGGAGUCAAUUUGAUUCAUAAUAUUCUGUAUAAUCGUGGGUCAAAUUUUAGUAGACUGAAUUAUAGUGGUUUCUUGACUGCAAUUCUAGAAAGAGGUGAUGAGAUCAUAUCAGCGGCAUCCAUCCGGAUUCAUGGGAACUAUUUAGCAGAGAUGCCAUUUGUUGGGACCCGAUAUAUGUACAGGCGUCAAGGAAUGUGCCGUCGGCUUCUAAUUGGAAUUGAAUCUGCUCUCAGCUCGUUGAAUGUUGAAAGAUUGGUUAUACCUGCAAUCUCAGAACUCAGAGAAACAUGGACUUCUGUUUUUGGUUUUAAGCCCCUUGAAGAAUCAAGCAAGCAGAGGAUGAAGAACAUGAACAUAUUGGUUUUCCCUGGUGUAGAUAUCUUAGAGAAGCCAGUGUCGAAGCACUUAACAGAAGCAAAUAUGAUUCCCGCUGAAGGUGUGAGGUCCACUGAACUUGAGCAUCAGCAACUCGAGCAAGAGGUUUUAUGUGAUAUUAAUGAGAAACGUUUGGUUGCGUCUGGAAUUGAAGCAUCUGCACCGUGUGGAAGUGAGGCAAGUGAUGAACUUGCUGAUGUUGAAUCUGAUACACAGCAUCACUGUGGUGUUUCUCAGGAUAAUCUGGAGGAGAAAAGCAAUACAAUUAUUAUUCCUCCUCCAUCAAUGUGUGAUAUCCAUGAACAAACUGAGGAGGUCAACCAGAGCUCUGCUUCAGUUCCUGAUGUAGGGACAGUGGAAGUGGACACCCAACAAGACCAGCAUAUCAUGCUCGAAGUCGAAAACAAAUCUCUGACAUCACAUCAUAGUAGUUCUGUUAGGAACCACAAUUCUCAUGAUGAAAGAUCCAUUUGCCGCUCUACUGAAAAUAAUACCACCGAGCAGCAGCACAUCGCACAUGAAGUAAAGGUUUCCGAUGAAAUUACUGUCUGCCAUGAUUCAGCGACUACAACUGAGGCAUCUCAUGAGGCAAGCGACCUUAAGCAUCAGGAUUCUCUAAGUGUGCAGGUUGCAGGAUCUAUUUUCUGUCCGGAUGGAAAGAUGUCUGAGACUUGUGAAGCGGAAUGUAACCAUCCUUCUACUCAGCAUACACCUGCAGUGAUAGUUGAGGAGCAUCCAGAAUCUAUCAAGUGUUAUGGCUCUGAAAUUCUGACUGGAACUAGUGAGGUCGCCAGUGAUAUACUUCACCCAACUCCCCUGUUGCCUCACCAGAAAGCAGAUGAGCUUGAAGGUAACAGGCUCAACACUCAUAAAGUUGCAGAUGGGUUUGAAGGCAACGGGCUCAACACUCAUAAUGUUGCAGAUGAGUUUAAAGGCAAUGGGCUCAACACUCAAAAAGUCGACUCUGCUCUUACAUGUGGACAUGCCAAGUCCCCGGAGGUUACUGAUUUGAAUUUAACUCCCGAGGAGUCUCAGAACACAACAUCCGUAAAGCAAUCUGAACUCGAUUCUCAGACAAGUCCCACACAGUGCAACUCGAGCAAUACGCCUGUUGUGGCUCUUCACUGCGCAUCCGGUGGGGGUACUUCGGGGGCGGUUAUUCUAUCAAAUCAGGCUAGGUGAUAUCUUAUCUCGAGACACUGACAGAAGUAAAGGCAGGAGGCUUUUUGGUAACAGCAGAGUCUCCAACCGAAAGAGUAGCAGAAGUAUUUUGGCAAAGGGUUGAAAACUGUUUUUAUCGCUUGUUAGAAAGCAACAGUUUUUGGUUCCUUCGACUUACGGAGAACUUGGGAGUAAAUAUAUAGGUUUUUUUGGGAAAUGAUUCAUGCACGCCUCUUUUCACCUUCUGCACGCCUCUAGUUUUUUCUAGCCACUGGAUUGAAUAAAUCAAUGGCUCGAUUUUGGAGAACCGUGCAGAAGCUGCGAAAGGGUGUUCAUCAAUCGCUCCCUUUUUUUUUAAGCAUUUUAUGGCAUUUGGGCAGUGGCAGGAUAAAAGUUCCCUUUGGUGGGUUGUAUAAUUUUUGGCCUCCGAGUGCAGUGACGUUCGAGGAAUCAUACAACCGAUGCCAUAUAGCGGGGUAAGGUUUUGUUGUUGUUUGGUCUUCAUUGUAUUAUCAAAACAUGCGUUGCCUCAACCCUGAAAAACCACCCUAUCAUUUUUGUAUAGAUCUCUUGCGAUGCAUUGUUGAAGUUUGCUUUUGUUGGUAUUAGUAAAAACUUGUAGUAAUGAGAGAUUCUUUGGCGCCA
This is a messenger RNA of Malus domestica (apple), 5870 nucleotides long. RefSeq lists its product as uncharacterized. The record is from RefSeq and is a predicted model, not a curated record. NCBI's taxonomy places the organism in Eukaryota, Viridiplantae, Streptophyta, Magnoliopsida, Rosales, Rosaceae. Gene Ontology annotation, biological process: regulation of transcription by RNA polymerase II. Gene Ontology annotation, molecular function: DNA binding; transcription regulator activity. Gene Ontology annotation, cellular component: nucleus.